UCUUUCUUGUUUCCAGCGAGCCAAAAAAUUUCCUGUUUUAAACGGGUGAAGGGAGAGAGGCUAUGGCGGAAAGGGAAGCUUGCAAGGCACGGGAUCGAUUGAUGAUCCAGUUUCUAGGGUUUGCAUGAGGCGCGGCAGCGGCGCGCACGCAAGGGGGCCGUCUCAGCGCGGCGGAGAAAGGCGAGCAGCGCCCGGGAUCGCGGCAUUUUGCGCGCGCCAUCGAGCGGGCGCGGGAUUGAUUCCAGGGCGCACAGUUGCAACGGCAUCCAUCGCGAUGCGGCUCCGGUGAAUUUCCGGUGCUAGGGUUUCGGGGAAUGCAGGCGCGCGCAAUCCGGGGUAGUGAGCAGCAUUGUUCCGUCUUCCAUCCAGGACUGAGAGCUAUGGCUCGUCGCAUGGUUUAGCAGCUUGCUCGCGUUCACGAUGGAGGCAACCGAUGUCAAGACUAGAAGGCCAUCGUCGUUCAGUGCCAAUACUCCGGUUCAUCCAAGAUCAUCCAUGACUGGCCUGAGCUCCAGCAAUAGCACUCCUGUCCAUCCCAGAGCGACUGGAGCAGCUAAUGGACAUGAUUACGACAGCGACGGCAGCGACCUUCCUGCGACUCCCAGAACGAUUUCAAGCACCUUAGUUCCUGAUUUGGUCGGAGCCAUUCCCAUACUUGACAAGUUCCAGGUAGAUGCAUUUAUCAAGCUGAUGCGAAAGCAGCUACAAUCGGGUGGCAAACGUGGAUUUUUCACCAAAAAAUCGGUGGUCCCUCAAGGCCGGGAAAGCUAUUCCGUGGAAGACAUGCUUUGUUUUCAAAAGGAACCAAUACCGACAUCUCUUCUCAGAAUAAACGCAGAUCUUGUUAGCCGUGCUGUCAAGCUGUUUCAAGCUAUUCUCAAGUACAUGGGCAUCGAUGCCCAAACGCCGAGUCCGUUAAAUUCUCAAGACCAAUUGGCGAUUGUUUUGAAGAUCUAUAAGCAUACCUUGAAACGCGUUGAACUGAGGGAUGAGGUGUUUGCCCAGAUUUCGAAGCAAACGCGCAACAAUCCUGACAGACCUUUGCUACUAAAGGCUUGGGAGCUGUUAUAUUUGUGCGCCUCUGCAAUGCCGCCUGGGAAAGACUUUGCAGCAUACUUAUCAGAGUACGUGCAUGAUGUGGCCAGCUCUCAAAACAGUGAUGCAGAAAUUCAGGCAUUGGCUUUGAAGACUUGGAAUGCAUUAAAAAGAACAGCCAAAGCAGGGCCACGACGGACAAUUCCUGCACAGGAAGAGGUUGAAGCUCUCCUAGGUGGACGGAAGCUGAAGACAAUUGCGUUUUUCCUAGACGAAACGUUUGAAGGGAUUACGUAUGACAUGUCCACAACCGUCAUGGAUGCUGUCGAGGAAUUGGCGGGAAUUAUCAAGUUAUCUGCGUACAGCUCAUUCAGUCUAUUUGAAUGCAGGCGUGUUCUAGUAGGAACGAAAGCUGUUGACAGUGGGAAUGAUGAGCAUCUUGGGCUUGAUGAAAAUAAAUAUAUUGGAGAUAUUGUUGCGGAGUUCAAAGCAAUCAAGGAACGCAACAAAGGAGAACUACUUCAAUGCAAGCUUCUCUUUAAGAAACGCUUGUUUCGGGAAUCGGACGAGGCUAUUACUGACCCAAUGUUUGUACAGCUGUCGUAUGUUCAGUCACAACAUGAUUAUCUCCUUGGAAACUAUCCUGUCGGUAGAGAUGAUGCAGCGCAGUUGGCUGCUCUAGAAGUGAUUGCUGAUAUUGGCCCUGCGAACGAAGCUGAACCUAUAAUGGACUGGUCAGCCCUAGUCGAUCGCUAUCUGCCAAAACAAGUUGCCAUCACAAGGGCGAGACAUGAUUGGGAUUCUGACAUUUUUGCGCGGUACAAAGCGAUGGGUCAUUUAUCGAAAGAUGAUGCAAGACAACAAUUGCUACGUAUUUUACGAUCCUUGCCAUAUGGCCAAUCCAUAUUUUUCAACGUCCGGAAGAUAGAAGAUCCGAUUGGUCUUCUUCCCGGAAGAAUUAUCUUAGGGAUAAACAAAAGAGGGGUUCAUUUUUUCCGGCCAGUACCUAAAGAAUAUUUACAUUCGGCUGAGCUGAGAGACAUCAUGCAAUUUGGAAGUAGCAAUACCGCAGUGUUUUUUAAAAUGCGUGUGGCGGGAGUUUUGCACAUUUUUCAGUUUGAAACUAAACAGGGCGAAGAAAUAUGCGUGGCUCUCCAGACACACAUAAACGAUGUGAUGCUGCGGAGAUAUUCAAGAACGCGUUCUGUUGCUAACGGAGCCAUACAAAGCAACGGGGAAUCUGCCGUGCCAAACUUUAAGCCUCCCGGAAUCGAGGUUUAUGAGAAACAUGUGCAGGAUAUGUCAAGGCUUUUGGAUGAAUCCCAGAAGAAAGCAGACCAGCUUGCUGGAGAGUUAAGGGAGAAAGACAAGAGGCAAACAUCAUUGCUAGAAGAAUUGGAGGGCUUCAAGGACAGACUCCGAGCUGAACAACAAACAGUUACUGAUAUAACACAAGAGAGAGAAAAGCUGCGGAAGGCUGUUGAGGAGAAGGAAACCGCACUACAGGCCGCUCUUGCGGAAAAAUCUGCGGAUGAUGAGCAUGGUCGCGAGGAGGCAGCUCCGACAAAGAAAGGCAUUCUAAGAGGUUCUAUUGGAAGAAGGGACAGGGACCUGCCAUUUGCCGAGAAAGCAUCUAGUGCACUGGAAGCACAGGUCAAGGACUUGAGAAAUGAACUGAAGUCGAAAAGCGAGGAGGCCAGGCUGGCGGAAGAGAGGAACAAAAAGCUGAUGAAUGAGAAGCAGUUACUUGAACAAAAAGUUUCCCGUGUCGAAAAACUGAAAGGCGAAGAAACUAAGGUCCUCGAGAAAAAGUUCGAAGAAGAGCGGAGCAUGCUCAGAGUGCGGAUAUCGGAGUUGGAGAAAAAGCUGAAUGAAAGGACUCAGGAGAUAAGUGUUGCAGAAGCAGCGCUCAGCUUGCGGACUUCUGAGCUGGAAGCUAUGCAAUGUAGCAUGAAAGAGCUCGAAGAGUUGAGGGAAAUUAAAGAGGAUAUCGAUAGAAAGAAUGCCCAGACAGCUGAACUAUUAAGAAGACAAGCUGAUCAGCUCGCUGAACUAGAAUCCCAUUACAAAGAAGAACAGAUAUUGAGAAAGCGAUACUUCAAUAUGAUGGAAGAUAUGAAAGGAAAAAUUCGAGUAUACUGUAGAUCGCGCCCACUUGUUGAGAAAGAGCUGAACGAGAACCAGAAAGCAGUGAUCAUAUCUGCAGAUGAAUUCACUGUCGAACACAUAUGGAAGGAUGACAAGACAAAGCAGUUUCAGUUUGAUCAUGUUUUUGACGAGCAUGCAUCUCAAGAUGCUAUCUUCGAAGACACCAAGUAUUUGGUGCAAUCGGCAGUCGACGGAUACAACGUGUGCAUUUUCGCUUAUGGUCAAACUGGGUCCGGCAAAACAUUUACAAUAUAUGGUCCGGAAAAUAAUCCUGGGCUCACGCCGAGAGCCACGCGGGAAUUAUUCAGCAUCAUAAAGCGGGACAGAAACAAGUUCACAGUAUCUCUGAAGGUAUACAUGCUUGAGCUCUACCAGGACAAUCUUUUCGAUCUUCUUUUGCUUCGGAAUGCCAAGCGGCAAAAACUUGAAAUCAAGAAGGAUUCUAAGGGUAUGGUCGUUGUCGAGAACGUUACGCUAAUACCCGUGUCGACAAGAGAAGAGCUUGACAACCUUAUUCAAAAGGGGCUGGAGAAACGACAUACUUCUGGAACCCAGAUGAAUGCCGAGAGCUCCAGAUCGCACUUGGUCCUGUCAAUAAUAAUUGAAAGCACGAACAUGCAAACGCAGAACGUGGUCAAAGGAAAGCUGAGCUUCGUGGAUUUGGCUGGAUCGGAGAGAAUAAAAAAGUCUGGAUCAACCGGAGAGCAAUUGAAGGAGGCCCAGAGCAUAAACAAGUCCCUCUCGGCGCUAGGCGACGUGAUCAGCGCACUGGCCACGGAAGAGCAGCACAUACCGUACCGGAACCACAAGCUGACGAUGCUCAUGAGCGACUCGCUGGGUGGCAACGCCAAGACGCUCAUGUUUGUCAACGUGUCCCCGGCGGAGUCCAAUCUGGAGGAGACUCACAACUCGCUAUGCUACGCAACGCGCGUGCGGUCAAUUAUCAAUGACCCGACCAAGAACACGAACACGAAGGAGAUCGUGAGGCUCAAGAAGAUGCUGGGAUACUGGAAGGAGCAGGCGGGCAAAAAGGCGGACGAGGACGAGCUGGAAGAGAUCAAAGACGAGCGGACUGGCAAGGAGAAGAUGGAGUCCUCGUAGAGCAGGCAAAGUUUCGGAAGAACACACGGAAAAAGAGAAGAAAAAAAAACGAGAAAAGGAGAGGAAAAGCUACUAAUUCGGUGGUGAUUUUUUUUUGGUCAGUGUAGUGGGCUUUUCGAUCAUGUAAGUAUACAAGUUUUAACAAGAAGACUUUGAGAAGCUUUGUAUUGUAUCAUCUACCAUAUUGUUUGCAAUCAAAUAUUUGCUAUA
Molecule: messenger RNA, 4494 nt
Organism: Selaginella moellendorffii
Lineage: Eukaryota; Viridiplantae; Streptophyta; Lycopodiopsida; Selaginellales; Selaginellaceae
Product: kinesin-like protein KIN-14I
Exons: 24
Coding region: 421-4284 (1287 amino acids)
Biological process (GO): microtubule-based movement
Cellular component (GO): cytoskeleton
Molecular function (GO): microtubule binding; ATP binding; microtubule motor activity
Source: RefSeq, a predicted model, not a curated record